AUGACCAGGAGUCUACCUGCGCCCCGUUGGGCAAUGUUGCUCUCCUUGGUUAUCCUCCUCGGGUGCAUUGUUGUCCCCGGUUUGGCAGUCAAAAACAAGGAUUUCAAGACUUGCGAGCAGUCCGGGUUCUGCAAACGAAACCGUGCCUACGCCGAUAACGCCUCCUCCCAAGGCACUUCAUGGAGCUCACCCUACGAACUCGACCCUGCCACCAUACAUUUCAAGGAUGGAAUGCUUACUGGAGUCAUUUCGAAAACAACAACUGCCAAUGAGAAGGUCCGGCUACCUCUUACGGUGUCUUUCUUGGAAUCGGGAGCCGCCCGCAUUGUGGUGGAUGAAGAGAAGCGGAUGAAGGGCGACAUUGAAAUGCGACAUGGCAGCCAAGCGAACAAGAAGCGAUAUGAUGAAACUGAAAAAUGGGCUAUUGUGGGUGGUUUGGAAAUCAGCAAGUCCGCCACGUUGAACGCUCAGAGUGAAACCGGAUUUACCAACAUUUUAUACGGACCGGGCGACAAAUUCCAGGCAAUCGUUCGCCACACACCAUUUGGUGUCGAAUUCCAGCGAGAUGGAGAGACCCAUGUUCAAUUGAACCACCAAGGCUUCUUGAACAUGGAGCACUGGCGACCAAAGAUAGACGGCAAAGACGGCGAAUCCGGCGAGGACGAGAGCACUUGGUGGGAGGAGACAUUUGGAGGAAAUACUGACUCAAAGCCGCGUGGUCCCGAGAGUGUUGCUCUUGAUAUCAACUUUCCUGGUUAUAGUCAUGUAUUUGGUAUCCCAGAGCACGCAGAUUCGCUCUCGCUCAAGGAGACUAGGGGUGGAUCUGGCAACCAUGAGGACCCUUAUCGUCUGUACAACUCGGAUGUCUUUGAGUAUGAACUCGAAAGCCCGAUGACCUUGUAUGGAGCCAUCCCGCUGAUGCAAGCCCACCGCAAGAACUCCACUGUCGGGGUCUUCUGGCUCAAUGCAGCAGAAACGUGGAUCGACAUUGUCAAGUCGACUGCCUCCUCCAAUCCCCUUGCUUUGGGCGCCCGCUCCAAGACAGAUACACAGACCCAUUGGAUCUCCGAAUCCGGUCAGAUUGACCUGUUCGUCUUCCUCGGGCCCUCGCCGAAUGAUAUCAGUAAAACAUAUGGUGAACUCACAGGAUAUACGCAAUUGCCCCAGCAGUUUGCCAUUGGAUACCACCAAUGCCGAUGGAACUAUGUCACGGACGAGGAUGUUAAAGAGGUCAACGCCAAGUUCGAUAAGUACCAGAUUCCGUACGAUGUCAUUUGGCUUGAUCUUGAAUAUACCGAUGACCGAAAAUACUUCACUUGGGACCCCCUCACCUUCCCUGAUCCUAAGGGUAUGCAGCACAAGCUCGAUGAAACUGAGCGAAAGCUUGUGGUUUUGAUCGAUCCUCACAUUAAGAACGCGGACAAGUACUUUGUUUCCGAGGAGCUUAAAAGCAAAAAUCUCGCCGUGCUGAACAAGGAUGGCGAGAUUUACGAUGGAUGGUGCUGGCCAGGUUCCUCGAACUGGGUCGACUGCUUUAACCCCGCUGCACACGCUUGGUGGGCCACCCUGCACAAGUUCGACAAAUUCAAGGGGUCGCUUCAGAAUCUUUUCAUCUGGAAUGAUAUGAAUGAACCUUCAGUUUUCAACGGGCCUGACAUGACCAUGCCCAAGGACAACUUGCACCAUGGAAACUGGGAACAUCGCGAUGUUCACAACCUUAAUGGUCUCACCCUUUUGAACGCCACCUACAAAGCAAUGCUGGAGCGCAAGAAGGGCGAGGUGCGCCGGCCAUUCAUCUUGACGCGCUCGUACUACUCUGGGGCCCAGCGGGUGUCUGCUAUGUGGACUGGGGACAACCAGGCCACCUGGGACCACCUUGGAGCUUCUAUCCCAAUGGUGCUGACCAACGGUAUCGCAGGCUUCCCCUUUGCCGGCGCAGAUGUCGGAGGAUUCUUCCAUAACCCCGAUAAGGACCUUUUGACCCGAUGGUACCAGACAGGUAUCUGGUACCCUUUCUUCCGCGCGCAUGCUCACAUUGAUACUCGUCGUCGUGAGCCGUAUCUGAUCAGCGAACCGCACCGGUCCUACAUCGCUCAGGCAAUCCGCCUGAGGUACCAACUUAUGCCUGCCUGGUACACUGCCUUCCAUGAAGCGUCAGUCAACGGCACGCCAAUUGUACGGCCUCAGUACUACAUGUUCCCAGAGGACGAGCAAGGCUUUGCCAUCGAUGAUCAGCUGUACCUUGCUUCCACGGGCCUUCUCGUGAAGCCCGUUGUGCAGGAGAACACUCACAGCGCAGACGUGUAUAUCUCCGACGACGAGAAGUACUUUGACUACUUCGAUUUCACCGUCUACCAGGGCGCGGGCAAGAAACACACCGUCCCUGCGCCAGAGGAGAAGGUGCCUGUGUUGAUCCAGGGUGGUCACAUCAUUCCCCGCAAGGACCGUCCUCGUCGCAGCACUGGCCUUAUGCGAUGGGACCCGUAUACACUGGUCAUUACCCUAGACAAGAAUAGCGAGGCGGAAGGCACUCUGUACGUGGAUGAUGGCGAGACAUUCGACUACGAGCGUGGCGCCUACAUUCAGCGCCGCUUCACCUACCGCGAGUCGGUGUUGUCUUCGGAGGACAUUGGAACCAAGGGACCCAAGACUGCUGAGUAUCUCAAGACCAUGGCUGCCGUGACGGUCGAGCGGGUGGUGGUCGUUGACCCUCCCGCCGAAUGGAAGGUUAAGGACACUGUGACUGUCAUUGAAGAUGGAGCCAAGUCGGGCUCUACGGCCUCGUUGGAGUUCUAUGAGCAGGAGGGCGGGAAGGCGUCCUAUGCUGUGGUGAAGAAGCCGAAUGUUGGCAUUGGAAAGGCAUGGCGGAUCGAGUUCUGA
Messenger RNA from Penicillium samsonianum, 2880 nucleotides. RefSeq names its product glucan 1,3-alpha-glucosidase ROT2. Gene Ontology annotation, cellular component: glucosidase II complex. The transcript has 2 exons. Gene Ontology annotation, biological process: N-glycan processing; carbohydrate metabolic process. Gene Ontology annotation, molecular function: carbohydrate binding; alpha-glucosidase activity. Bases 1 to 2880 code for a protein of 959 amino acids. The record is from RefSeq and is a predicted model, not a curated record. Lineage: Eukaryota; Fungi; Ascomycota; Eurotiomycetes; Eurotiales; Aspergillaceae.